CGUAUUGUUUUUUCAAGCUUGUAAUGGCUGACUUUUCAAAUCUCAUCCAUUUCCCAGCACCACAUUAUGCGCAAAUCAGUGCAAAACGAAUUGCUUGAAUUUUGGCAAAGCAGGUUUUUCUUUAGUUUUGAUUAGAUUGCGUUUCCACAGUUAUGGCUGUUUUACACCCGACAAUACAACCGUGAAAUAUGAAGUCAGGCGAAAGGAGUCAGAAGGUCCCCAGGGUGGUAACGCCGUGCCAUCCGUGAUUUCUUUGGAUUACAUCUUGCAAACGUUAUGAUGCGCCCUAUUUGUAUCCCUUCCUUCACGCCUGACUGCAUACUGUGACAGCGUAUUCACGCUCCUCCCUAAUUACAGGCACCAUAGUCAUCCUCUUAAAUAUACACAUAUCCCCUAAUCUGUACUCACAGCCCAAACGCAGAUAAGGGGAUACAGACACAGUGGAGUAUCGUGUGCUCCGUGCGGUUCUUUAGAUGGACUUUCAUUCCAUGUAUGAGUACAGUUCAACCGCAAGAUUGUGACAGUGUUGGGACAGUCUGAGAGAAUGGCUUCAGAAAACACAAUGCACAGCUGCUCCAUCUUACCAUGCUUCAUGUUUGUGGAGUUGGUUAUCAUGGCUGGGACAGUGCUGCUGGCAUAUCACUUUGAAUGCACCGACACCUUUGGGGUUCACAUCCAGGGCUUCUUCUGCAACGACGCCAGCCUGAUGAAACCCUACCCUGGAGUGGAGGAAAGGAGCUUCGUUCCCCCCUUCAUCUUGUACUGUGUGGUGGCAGCAGCACCGAUGGCCAUUAUUUUCAUUGGUGAGAUCUCAAUGUACUGCAUGAAAUCUACAAGAGAAACCCUAAGAGCCCAGGAGAAAACCAUUGUGACGGCACAGUGCUGCUACCUGAGUCCUCUUCUUCGCAGAGUUACAAGGUUUAUUGGUGUCUUUGCUUUCGGUCUCUUUGCCACGGACAUCUGUGUGAACACUGGGCAGGUGGUAACUGGGAAUCUGGCGCCUUACUUUCUGAGUGUCUGCAAACCGAAUUACACGGGGGUGCAGUGCCACUUCAGCCCCCACCAGUUCAUCCCCAAUGGAAACAUCUGCACAGGCGACCAGCUGGUUGUGGAGAAGGCCAGGAGGUCUUUCCCAUCCAAAGAUGCAUCUCUCAGUCUCUACUCAGCUGUUUACAUGACUAUGUACAUCACAAGCACAAUAAAGACAAAGAGCAGCAGACUUACUAAACCACUCAUCUGUCUGGGGACCCUGUGUGCGGCUUUUCUCAUGGGCCUGAGUCGCGUCUCAGAACAUCGCAACCACAGUUCAGAUGUCAUUGCAGGAUUUAUUUUAGGAAGUUCACUUGCUCUCUUUUUGGGAAUCUGUGUAGUGCAUAACUUCAAAGGAGCCCUUACAGAGCCUGCCAAGCGAAAAACAGAAGAUUACCAUGGACUCUCACUGAUAACAUGCCCACAGGUCGAGAGCACACUGGAAACCCUUAGUGCACAGUUUACUAAAAACAGUGGUGUCUGUGCAUGGAGAGAUCCCUCCCCAGCAAAAGGCCUGCCAGAAUUUUGCCUGCACCACUAGGAGGUGGUGACCAGUGUUGUCCCAUUACAAAGUUAAAAGAAGUCA
Molecule: messenger RNA, 1615 nt
Organism: Megalops cyprinoides (Indo-Pacific tarpon)
Lineage: Eukaryota; Metazoa; Chordata; Actinopteri; Elopiformes; Megalopidae
Gene: plppr1
Product: phospholipid phosphatase related 1
Exons: 8
Coding region: 545-1570 (341 amino acids)
Biological process (GO): phospholipid dephosphorylation; signal transduction; phospholipid metabolic process
Molecular function (GO): phosphatidate phosphatase activity
Source: RefSeq, a predicted model, not a curated record